AUGAAGGCUGCAAGUUCGAUGCGGGGCGGGUGCAGCGGGUCCUCCAUUGGUCCCUGGAUGCUCCACAGCCGUGUGAGCUUCUCCGGGCUCCCCCUUUUCCAGCCCAUCCUCAAGACUCGCCUUGAAAACACUUACAAGAUGCGGCCGGAUGAAGGCUGCAAGUUCGAUGCGGGGCGGGUGCAGCGGGUGCUGGAGGGGGACCUGGCCAGGGUCCAGUGCCUGGGGACCAUGGUCUACAGCCCCCAGGGCAGUGCCCCGCUAGCCCAGAGCCUGGCCGAGCUGCUGCAGAGCCAGGCGAAGGAGGUGGUGCCACCCCGCUAUAAGCUGGUCUGCCAUGUGCUGCUGGGCCAGCAGGGCCAGCAGAGCCUGCUGGUGGCCAGCCGGGCGCUGUGGGACCCUGAAAGCGACAGCUUUGCCUCCGCCACCUUCUCCAAUGCCUCCCUCUUUGCUGUGGCCACAGUGCAUGGGGUUUACUUUGAGUAG
This is a messenger RNA of Balearica regulorum gibbericeps (East African grey crowned-crane), 483 nucleotides long. It is a transcript of the gene DYNLT4, whose product is annotated as dynein light chain Tctex-type 4. The record is from RefSeq and is a predicted model, not a curated record. Lineage: Eukaryota; Metazoa; Chordata; Aves; Gruiformes; Gruidae. Gene Ontology annotation, molecular function: dynein intermediate chain binding. Gene Ontology annotation, cellular component: cytoplasmic dynein complex; cytoplasm. Gene Ontology annotation, biological process: microtubule-based movement.